CAGUGAGGAGGAUGGCGGCAGCAACCAGACUCACCCUCCUGCUGCUGCUGGGCUGCCUGGGGCUGCUGCAGCCAGCUGGCAGCCGGUACAUUGACUACUGCCCCAAGGGCUGGUCCUACUACAAGCUGAGCUGCUUCAGGUACUUCUAUCAGCUCCAGAGCUGGGACGAGGCUGAGAGGCAGUGCCAGGCCAGCCACACUGGUGGCCACCUGGCCUGGGUGGAGGAGCCCCGGGAGGCCAUCACCCUGCAGAGGGCCAUCUCCUACUACCAGCGCGUGCGGCCCGUCUGGCUCGGCCUCCACUUCAAGCCUGAGAGCCAGGCCUGGCACUGGGUGAGCGGGGACAAGUACAGUGUGGACAGUGGGCUGGCUGGGAACGGUGCCCGUGGCGGGAGCUGCGGUUUGCUGACCCCGCUCAGCGGCUUCACCGUGUGGUCCAGUGCCAACUGCACCCAGCAGCAUCACUACAUCUGCAAGUUCACCCCCUCGUACUGAGCACAGCCC
Molecule: messenger RNA, 503 nt
Organism: Colius striatus (speckled mousebird)
Lineage: Eukaryota; Metazoa; Chordata; Aves; Coliiformes; Coliidae
Gene: REG4
Product: regenerating family member 4
Exons: 5
Coding region: 12-494 (160 amino acids)
Source: RefSeq, a predicted model, not a curated record